AUGGGGAAAAAAACAAUAGCAUCUGCUGCCAAAAGUAAAGAGAAGAGACAGGCAAGAAAAUUGGAACAACGGCGAAUAGCAGAUGGAAUGAAUAAUGUGACUUCAGCAAACAAAUUAACAGAUUUGACAGCACUUUGUAAAGAGUUAUUGGUGUUUCGCAAUAAUGAGAUGGAAGUGGAGAUGUAUAUACAAAGAGUAACUGAACUUGACAAAAAUGUGUUGGACUGGGCUAUCAAUUUAACAGAAAAGAAUAUGAAGAAACUAUAUGAAACAUGUGCAUGGGGCUGGAACCGUGAUCGUAAAGUAGAGGAAAUGACAGAUGAUGCAGCUUGGUACCUUAUCGCGAGGGAAAAAAAGGACAAACUAUUAGCAUUUGCACAUUUCAGAUUCGAUAUGGACUUUGGUGAACCAGUUUUAUAUUGG
Messenger RNA from Iphiclides podalirius (scarce swallowtail), 423 nucleotides. NCBI's taxonomy places the organism in Eukaryota, Metazoa, Arthropoda, Insecta, Lepidoptera, Papilionidae. The record is from the annotation of a GenBank genome assembly.